GUUGUUGGCAGCAGAGCUCAUGGCAUAUCCCCGCAACUCAAAAUAGUUUGAUGUAUAUUGAAGAGAAAGGAGGAAUUUCAUUAUGCUUUAAGAGACUCCACUAUUGAGGGCUCCCUGAGGUAAGCAGAAAUUGUCCACUGUCACUGUGUCCUGUUAGAGGAGAAGUUGGAAUCUCUGCAGUACCGUACCAUUCCAGGUUUGCUGUGCAGGAGUCCAAUACAUUGUGGAAAGCUGUAGACUAUAUCUGACAUCCCAAAGAAAGAUGGUAGAAACAGGUUUGUGUGUGUAGCCAGGAGAGGAAGGGGAUAAGCUGAACAAGAAUUAGACAAGGAGCACAAUGAUUUCAGAUCUGAUACUAGCCACUGAGAGGCUAAAAACUGAGAAGAAGUACCUCAAUAAAAUGGUUACCAAACUCGUUGAAGAAAACCAGAAGUUCUUGGGUGAAAACAGGCAUUUCCGAGAAAAGAUGGCAAGUUUUCAGAGCUCUCCAGUGCCUAGGAAAAGAGUGGUGGAAGAGAUUGAUGAGGUGAAGUCAACCUUUACCAAGGUCAAGGAGUUGCAAGAUUUAGAGUGGCAGAAGGUGGAAGAGAUUUCUGAAUUCCAUGAAUGUAAGAUUCAUAAGAAUGGAGAAUUUCUAAGUACAGAGAGGAUAAAUCACUUAAAGAUGUAUUUGCAGCAGUGGGAGAGGGAGAUGGAAGACAAGAAGGAGGACAUUAUAAAGGAAAAGCACCAAAUAUCUGAAACAAGAGGAACCGUGGCAGAACAGGGCAAAAUUAUAGAGAAUCUUCAGACACAAAUAAACCACCUGCGAGAGGAGCUCAAAAAUUCGGAACUAAUUGCAUGCCAGCCAAUGGAGCAGAAGGAGGUCCACUCGGAAUCACCGAUGCAUAAGGUGGCCAAAGCAAACUUGGAAACCUCCGGAGCUCAAUUUCAAACUUUUACAGUGCUUGAUCUUCCUCCUAGCAUUGUUUAUAUUUUAUACAUAUUUCUUUCAUACUACCUGGAUAUGCCAGUUACUGCCGUGUACCUGCCACAGGCACUAUACCAGUUGCCUUCGGCCGCACUGACCCUAGAAUAUUUGAAAGGGUCGGAACUGGAUUACUACAGUGCUGUUUUCCUUUGCUUGCUUUUGGAACAGAGCAAAAGAAAGAGUUAACUUACAAAAUAAACCUU
Molecule: messenger RNA, 1173 nt
Organism: Mauremys reevesii (Reeves's turtle)
Lineage: Eukaryota; Metazoa; Chordata; Testudines; Geoemydidae
Exons: 10
Coding region: 338-1156 (272 amino acids)
Source: RefSeq, a predicted model, not a curated record